CGCGAAAGCCAUGCGAAUUGACCAUCGUCUCUCCAAUUCAAGUUUCCUUCACCAAUCUCCUCCCCAAGCACCCAAUCCCUGGACUAGGUACCUAUCAGCCUCUCCAAACCAUACAAAGCAUCAACUAUCGCAAUGGCCACCCCGGGCUACGUCUAUACCUUCUUCCGCAUCCCCAAAGAAGCGGCCACGAUCCGUGCAUCAGCUGCACAGUAUCGCGCCCUCCGCCUGGAAGCCCUCCAAGUCUCGCCUGGCUCCUUCUCCUCCACCCAUGCCAUCGAGUCCGCCUUCACAGAGGACGACUGGAUCGCGCGCCUCACCGUGCCUGACCGCGAGGUGUUCAUCUGCGCGGCCACCCCAACCUCCAGCGCCACCCGCCCCAACAGCACUGCGACUGACCGCGCCGAAACGCAAUGGAUCGCCCAGGUCACCCUGCGCGGCCCCACCCCAGCUGACCAGUUCGCCCUCCCCGCCGCUGCGAACCCGCCCGCGCCGCGCCCGGACAGCGAGGAAGAACGCUGGCAGAUGCUGAGCUUGUUCACCCUCCCCGCCCACCGGGGCCGCGGGCUGGGCGCGCAGCUGUGCCAGGCCGCGCUGGGGUGGCUGCGGGAGUACCGGGCGGAGCCCGCAACGGUGCAGGUGCGGCUGAUCGUCAAGGCGGGGAACGACGUGACGGUCAAUCUGUACCGGAGGCUGGGGUUUGAGGACGCAGGACGGGCCACCUUGGUCGAGGCGCUGGUCGCCAAUGGAGAUGAGGAGUUGGUGGAGGUGAGACAGGGGUUAGUGAUGGUUGUGAGGUUGCGGCGCGGUUAG
Molecule: messenger RNA, 810 nt
Organism: Aspergillus fijiensis CBS 313.89
Lineage: Eukaryota; Fungi; Ascomycota; Eurotiomycetes; Eurotiales; Aspergillaceae
Product: GNAT family N-acetyltransferase
Exons: 2
Coding region: 133-810 (225 amino acids)
Molecular function (GO): acyltransferase activity, transferring groups other than amino-acyl groups
Source: RefSeq, a predicted model, not a curated record